Paramisgurnus dabryanus is the source of this 2580-nucleotide messenger RNA. RefSeq names its product solute carrier family 30 member 9 (gene slc30a9). Gene Ontology annotation, molecular function: monoatomic cation transmembrane transporter activity. The record is from RefSeq and is a predicted model, not a curated record. Gene Ontology annotation, cellular component: endoplasmic reticulum; membrane. NCBI's taxonomy places the organism in Eukaryota, Metazoa, Chordata, Actinopteri, Cypriniformes, Cobitidae. Gene Ontology annotation, biological process: transmembrane transport; intracellular zinc ion homeostasis; zinc ion transport.
CGACGCUGUUUUCUUGUUCACCCACUCAAACUCUCGCGAGAACUCAGCCUUUCAUACUUUCAGUGCUUUCUUGCUACUAUUUGUUAUGGACAGUCUUGAGCGACCCGACCACGACACGUACACAAUGGACUGAGCUUUAUAAAGUGUCAUUGUCCAGUGGGAUUCUGUGUGUUUCCUGGACUUGCCAUCGCGAGGAUGUUUCCCUGCCUGACCCAUAGACCAUGGCAAGUCCUCUGUCGGGUCUACUUGCAACAACGAGCUCCUCUGUCUCAGAGACCCUCAAAAAUAACAAAUCCGUGUUUUGGUUGGCAAAGUGGCAGAUGGGUCCACAAAUUCUGGCUGAGCAUCCCGGACUCCAGAGUUUCGUCUAUGACAUGGACACAGGUGCAGUACUGUUCCACAUCAAGCAGUGGUAAAGAAGGUUCUCCUGAUGGCCCUGAUGAGCCAAAGCCAACUGAGAAAGCACAGGCCGCCCAGUCUUCUGCAAAAACACCUGGAUUGAUGAAAGUAGAGAACAUCCAGGUGAAAGUUCGAGCUGUCCUGAAAAAGAGGGAAUAUGGCACCAAAUACACCCAGAAUAAUUUCAUCACCGCAGUAAGAGCUAUGAACGAGUUCUGCCUCAAACCCAGUGACCUUGAGCAGCUUCGAAAGAUCCGUCGGCGUAGUCCACAUGAUGAUACAGAAGCCUUCACUGUCUUUCUGCGAUCAGAUGUGGAGGCAAAAGCCUUGGAGGUAUGGGGCAGUCAGGAGGCACUUGCUCGAGAAAGAAAUGUUAGGAAAGAAGUGGAAAGGGAGUACCAAGAAAACAUAUUUAGAAACCAGCAGCUGUUGAAGGAAUACAAAGAUUUCAGGGGAAACACAAAGCCUCGAUCAGGGAAGAGGGCAACAUUUCUACAAGGUCCAGGAAAAGUGGUGAUGGUAGCUAUAUGCAUAAACGGACUGAAUUUCUUUUUUAAACUGUUGGCGUGGGUUUACACUGGGUCUGCCAGUAUGUUUUCUGAAGCCAUUCAUUCGCUAGCUGAUACUUGUAAUCAGGCUCUUCUUGCGCUAGGCAUCAGUCAGUCUGUUCGAAAUCCAGAUGCCAUCCACCCGUACGGCUUCACUAACAUGCGUUACAUUGCGUCUCUAAUCAGUGGAGUGGGUAUCUUCAUGAUGGGUGCUGGAUUGUCCUGGUAUCACGGCAUCAUGGGACUACUGCACCCUCAGCCGAUGCAAUCCCUGCUCUGGGCAUACUGUAUCUUAGCAGGAUCUCUGGUCUCUGAAGGAGCUACGCUGGUAGUGGCCUUCAACGAGAUCAAGAAGAGUGCACUUAAAGAAGGCAUGUCAUUUUACGAAUAUGUGAUGCAAAGUCGAGACCCGAGCACUAAUGUGGUACUGUUGGAGGAUACUGCCGCCGUGCUAGGGGUGGUGCUGGCUGCUGGAUGUAUGGGGCUCACCUCUCUUACAGGUAACCCGUUCUAUGACAGUCUUGGUUCUCUGGGUGUGGGAACCCUGUUAGGGACAGUGUCUGCGUUCCUUAUAUACACUAACACGGAGGCUCUGUUGGGCCGCUCCAUCAAGGCUGAGCACAUACAGAAGCUCACAGAGUUUCUGGAAAAUGACCCCGCAGUCAGGGCAAUUCAUGAUGUAAAAGCUACAGAUAUGGGGCUGAGCAAAGUGCGCUUCAAGGCAGAGGUGGACUUUGAUGGUCGGGUGGUGACGCGCUCGUACCUGGAGAAGCAAGACAUUGAACAGAUCCUAAACGAGAUUCAGCAGGUGAAGACACUGGAAGAGCUAGAGAACUUUAUGCUAAAGCACGGGGAAAACAUCAUUGACACUUUAGGAGCAGAGGUGGACCGUCUGGAGAAAGAACUCAAGCAACGCAACCCUGAGGUACGACAUCUGGAUCUGGAGAUUUUGUAGUGUUGUAAAACAUGGCACAAUAGAGGGGAACAAGAUGGAAGACAUCAAACCUCCAUUGAUCCCUUUUCCUCUUCACUCCGCAAAUUAGCUGAAGUCUUACUUUACAACUAUCCUGCAUAACCGAAGCAGUAACCUAUACAUGGUUUCAGUGGUUUUGGUAAGCUAGAAAAACACAGCCAAGACCGAAUUGGAGAGAGACAUGGACGAUUACCAGUGACUUAUGGUUUUGUGAUAGUUUGUAUAAUAAUAAUGUCCAUGGGUUUCAAACGGACCAGAAUCUUUUUAUUAUUUUACGUUUGGCACACAUAGCAGCAUAUACAUGUGUAUUUCACAAGUUUUCUCAAAGCCAUCAUUGGAAAUAGUGCACUUGAAGGGUAUACAUUUGAAGUAGGCUUUAUUUUUAAUUUAUAUUUAGAAAACAAAUAUUUUUUCCCAAUGUUGCUCUUUUGUUAGUCAGAUGCACAGAUAAGAAGAAGUUUAAAUGAUCCUUAUAAUGUUGGAUGAAGUGGACUGAAUUCUUUAUGAGAAAGUUAGUGUGAGAAUAAAGUGCAAAACCUGUUGCAAAACCUAGCAUUUGGUGAGCAGAUCCAGUAUUGCAGUUGGUAUGUCUAUCAGUUUUAACAGGUCUGUGUGUUAAGUACUCUAAAACUUAAAAACUAUAAAAUGUUUUAAACAGGA